AUGGCGCUGAAAGUGCUGUCGGCGCUGGACGCAGCCAGGACCCAAUACUACCACUUCAAAGCCAUCAUCGUCGCCGGCAUGGGCCUCUUCACUGACGCCUACGAUCUCUUCUGCAUCCCACCCAUCAUGCGAAUCAUCGGCCGAAUCUACUACCAAACCCUCGUCGUUGACCAAAACGGCGUCGUCAUCAAGAAGCAAUACGACAUUCCCCUCCAUAUCGUUUCUAUCAUUGUCGCCAUAGCGCUUGUUGGCACUGUCAUCGGUCAGCUCAUCUUCGGCUCACUGGGUGAUCGCAAGGGGAGGCGACACGUCUACGGUCUAGCACUGAUGCUUAUGGUGGUCAGCUCCUUCGGUUGCGGCUUCUCCAUCUGCAGGACCAGAGACUGCGUGGUGGGCAGCCUCAUCUUCUACAGGUUUCUCUUGGGCGUCGGUAUCGGCGGCGACUACCCAUUGUCCGCAACUAUCAUGUCGGAGUUUGCCAACAAGAGGACACGUGGCGCCUUCAUCGCCGCGGUCUUCUCCAUGCAGGGGCUUGGGAUUUUGGCGAGCUCCGCUGUCACGAUGGUGAUCUGCAAGAUAUUCGAGGCGGCUUCAGGAGAUGGGACGCCCGAUGAGGCGGACGUGGCAUGGAGGUUAAUACUUAUGCUAGGUGCAAUUCCGGCUGCGUUGACGUAUUAUUGGCGAAUGAUGAUGCCUGAAACUGCCAGAUUCACAGCUCUCGUGGAGCGUAACGUCGCCCAGGCAGCAAAGGACAUGGAGAGAGUGUUAGAAGUUUCCAUGAGUCAAAUUGCAGAAGAUUCACCAAUCACGACACCAGAAUCACUUUCUUAUCCCCUCUUCUCCCCACAAUUCUUCCGCCGACAUGGCCGCGACCUCUUCUCUUGCGCCACCACCUGGUUUCUAGUCGACGUCGUUUUCUACAGCAGCAACCUCUUCCAAUCACAAAUUUACAACAGGUACGUACCAAAUACCGACAACGAUCCAACCGUCAGCGUCUUCAGCGAAGCUUUCGCUGUGGCUAGACUCCAGGCAAUCGUGGCCGUCUGUUCGACAAUUCCCGGCUAUUGGGUGACCGUCUAUUUCAUCGAUAAAAUUGGAAGAGUUCGAAUACAAAUGAUGGGAUUCUUUUUCAUGGCCAUCGUUUACUUAGCUAUCGGCAUACCUUACAAGCACUGGGGAAGAGGCGUAGACGCUGGGUUUAUGGUCCUCUAUGGGCUGACUUUCUUCUUCGCAAAUUUUGGACCUAAUACGACGACGUUUAUAGUUCCGGCAGAGCUAUUCCCUGCGAGGUUUAGAUCGACUUGUCAUGGGAUAUCGGGUGCGAUUGGGAAGGUGGGUGCGAUUAUCGGAGCUGUUGGAUUUAUACAGGCGGCGAAAGAUACGGACAACGAUGGAUUCCCAGAAACUAGCAGCAUGAGAGCUGCGUUGGUGAGCUUGGGGGCCGUAUGCAUUAUUGGACUGGUGGUGACUUAUAUGUUUAUGAGAGAGACAAUGGGGAGAUCACUGGAGGAGAACGAGAACGAAUAAGAAAGAGAUCAACUUAUUUUUACACCAUUUUUGUACAAAUUUGCGAGAUUUUUCUUUGUGUUUUUCUAGCUUGGGUAAUACAUAAA
Carica papaya (papaya) is the source of this 1613-nucleotide messenger RNA. RefSeq names its product putative inorganic phosphate transporter 1-9. Gene Ontology annotation, biological process: transmembrane transport. Gene Ontology annotation, cellular component: membrane. The record is from RefSeq and is a predicted model, not a curated record. NCBI's taxonomy places the organism in Eukaryota, Viridiplantae, Streptophyta, Magnoliopsida, Brassicales, Caricaceae. Gene Ontology annotation, molecular function: transmembrane transporter activity.